AUGGUUGAAACAGUCAUAUAUGGCAAGACAGUUGAUAAUCAAUCUCGGUGUGUUCACUGGCAUCUACCAAAAGAUGUUAUCGCCAUCAAAUUUAAAUGCUGUGAUAAGUACUAUGCGUGUUUUCAAUGUCACAAAGAGCUGAGUUCUCAUCCUGUUCAGAAAUACGAUCUUCGCGAAGAUGCAAGUAAAUACUUGAUUAUUUGUGGAAUUUGCCGUCACGAAAUGACUUUCGCAGAGUACCAUGGGAAUAACUCGAGCCUUAUUUGCCCCAAUUGCAGAUCUCCCUUCAAUCCAGGCUGCAAACUACACUACCAUUUGUAUUUCCAGAAUACCCCAUCUAUCACGUGUUGA
This is a messenger RNA of Saccharomyces mikatae IFO 1815, 351 nucleotides long. It is a transcript of the gene HOT13, whose product is annotated as Hot13p. The record is from RefSeq and is a predicted model, not a curated record. The coding region runs from base 1 to 351 and encodes 116 amino acids. Gene Ontology annotation, cellular component: mitochondrial intermembrane space. Gene Ontology annotation, biological process: protein import into mitochondrial intermembrane space. The transcript has a single exon. Gene Ontology annotation, molecular function: zinc ion binding. Lineage: Eukaryota; Fungi; Ascomycota; Saccharomycetes; Saccharomycetales; Saccharomycetaceae.